UAUUAGUGUCUCAUUCAAAGCGUUUAAUCCUUCGGACAAAACCAGAUGAUGGUGCAACAAAAAUCCAACUAACAAUUUAUUUAAAAAACAUUUGUAGGCUACAUCGUGACUGACCAAACACACAAUGUGCAUUUUGUUGCUCAUUUUGCAGCAUAUUUUAAUAAUAGCAUCGCACCAAACGCAUGGUUUAAAGAAUAACGAAGUGAACGCAGAAACUUACGCCGCGUACUACAACUACGUCGACUUGACUGAUCGCCUUCAAAGUUUAUACCAGAAAUACGCGCAUAUUUGUAGCCUGUCGAGUAUCGGACAGUCCAUGGAAGGACGGGAGCUCUGGGUCAUGAGGGUGACAACGGAUCCGAGAGUUGAUGUGCCGGGGAAGCCGAGGUUCAAGUAUGUAGGCAACAUACACGGGGACGAAUCGUUAUCACGGCAGAUGUUGGUUUAUUUAAUCGAGCACCUGUUAACUCAAUAUAAUCGUGAUGCGCGUGUGACCGAGCUGGUGAACCGGACUGAUAUAUACAUAAUGCCCAGCAUGAAUCCGGACGGGUUUGAGAGGGCUGAGGAGGGAGACUGUGCUGGCAGCAGUGAAGCUCGAGAAAAUGCCAAACAUUAUGAUCUCAACAGAAGUUUCCCAGACCAAUUUGAGCCUUCCGGUACGACUUACGAUAUACCGGAGGUUACGGCUGUGAUGAAGUGGAUUCUUGAGAAAAAGUUCGUCCUGUCUGGUAGUCUACACGGGGGCUCGGUGGUGGCCAGCUACCCCUUCGAUGACACCAGCUCUCAUAAAACCCUAGGACUUUACAGCCCCACGGCAGAUGACGCACUGUUUCGCCAUCUAGCGCAGACGUAUGCAGAGAACCACCCCGUUAUGAAGAUGGGUGAACCUCACUGCCCUGAUGAUCCAAACCAAAGCUUUAAAGAUGGAAUCACCAAUGGUGCAGAGUGGUAUGACGUGCGAGGUGGAAUGCAGGAUUACAACUACCUGAAAGGGAACUGUUUUGAAGUGACUUUUGAAUUGAGUUGCUGCAAGUAUCCGCCAGCAUCUCAACUUUACAUAGAGUGGGCCAACAACAGACAGGCACUUCUUCUCUACUUGCAGGAAGCUCAUAUAGGUGUGAGAGGUUUUGUUAUGACCACAUCAGGCCUUGCUCUCCCAGAUGCAACCAUCUCUGUUUCUGGAAUCGAUCACAACAUCACAACAUGGACGUUUGGUGACUAUUACCGCUUGCUGCUGCCUGGAAUAUACGACAUCACUGCUAGUUCUCCUGGGUACCUGCCGAAUACGGAGAAGAACGUGCCCGUGAUCGAAAGCAAAGCAACGAUGCUGAACUUUACUCUUGAGGAGAUGCUAAUGUCAGACUAUGUCCUCACUGCAAAACCCACCGUAACCAAUGAGGUUCUCAACCCUCCUGGUCCUUCCAUCCCGAAGUCUCCCAUCCAGUCCUUGGACUUUCGAUAUCAUAGUUAUGAUGAAAUGGAGAUGUUGCUGCAGCUGUUCAGUGCUGUCCAUCCGUCCAUCACGUACCUGUACUCUGCAGGCACAUCAGUGCAGGGCAGGAAUCUUUAUGUGAUGGAGAUAUCCACCAAUCCUGGCGUUAAUCAGCAAGGUAAACCUGAGGUCAUGUUUGUGGGUAACAUGCAUGGAAAUGAGGUUAUCGGCUGUGAAAUUCUCCUGAAUCUCAUUGAAUACAUGUGCCGCAAUUAAGGCAAGGAUUCUUUAGUCACCCGUCUGGUCAACAGCACAAGAAUUCACAUCAUGCCUGCCAUGAACCCAGACGGUUAUGAACUGGCACUUAAAGCUCAAAAUGAACAUGUUAAGGUCUCGGGAGACCUUAGUAUUAUUGGACACAGUAACGGUCACCGUGUGGACCUGAACAUGAACUUCCCUGAUCGCCCAAAACCGAGGAAUGUUAUUCAACCAGAAACUCAAGCGGUGAUGAACUGGAUCAAGUCUCACUUCUUUGUGCUGUCUGCAAGUAUACGUGGAGGGUUCAGGGGAGUAGUGUAUCCUCAUUCCAUUGACUCUUUUGAUGAAAACGUGUUUAAAUCUGUUGCAGCCUCUUAUACGCAAUCUCAAGCUUUACAAGAGCCCCAGGAUUGUGAUGUGUCGAGAACCAGAGAGAAGAAAGCCGGCAAGCACCGUCGUCCAUCAGCAACAGGGACUGAUAUGCUGACCUGGGCGUACAGCCACACAGACACUUUAGCUGUUAACAUCGGGCUCAGUUGUGAUCUGCUGCCACCAGUGGAGUCGCUCUCACAAUACUGGGAGCAAAAUCACAGAGCCAUUCUACAGUUCAUACAGCAGGUUCAUUUGUUUGUGAGGGGUACGGUGACUGAUGCUCAUACCGGCGAGGGCAUCACUAAUGCCACAGUCAAGGUGGAAGACUCCAGACACCAGGUUCACACCAGCAGUACGGGACAAUAAUGGAGACCCCUCGCUCCUGGUUCUUAUCAUAUCAUAGCCUCUGCUCCAGGGUACACUACAAUGUCAGCGUCCGUCCGGGUGCUGGAGACUCGAGUGGAGCAGGUGGACUUCAAGCUGACCAGGGACACGGCACAGCCGUCCUUUGAAGAAGAACAACAGAAGGAGUUUGAGAAACUGGUGGAGAGGCUUUUGACCGCUGGUCAGUUAGAAGAAUUCAUUCGCAGCCUUUUACCGGCUCAGACCCUGCAAUAUCGCAACUACAGAGAACAAGCAGAGUUCCUCCGAGGGCUUACGUUUAACUUCCCACGUAUCACGCGUCUGUACAGUUUGGGCCAGAGCGUUGAGUUUAGGACCAUCUGGGCCCUGGAGAUCUCUGGCAAUCUGGAGAUGCCUCAACCUGCUGAGCCCAAGAUCCGUUUUGUGGCCGGUGUCCAUGGUGACGCGGCAGUCGGCCCCGAGUUGCUUCUCGAAUUCGCCUCUGUUCUUUGCCUCAACUAUGGCAGAAAUCCCACCAUCACCAAGCUGAUCGACAAGAGCAGGAUAGUGAUUCUCCCUUGUGUGAACCCUGAAGGGCGAGAGCUGGCGCAGGAGGGUCAGUGCACCUUCAACCUGGGUUACACCAAUGCUCACGCCACAGAUCUGGACACUGACUUCAUCUAUGGCAACAUGUCCGCCCAGCCAGAGACCCGUGCAGUGAUGAAUUUGAUCAACGGUGGUGGGUUCUCUCUCUCUGUUGUGCUGGACGGAGGCUUUCUGUUGGCCAUGUAUCCUUAUGACAGACCCAAUCAACGUGCUCAAAAUGAAGAGACGUUGAGAUAUUUGGCCUCCUUGUAUGCAAACAGUCAUCCUUUCAUGCACUUGGGUAAUGUAGUAUGCGCAGAAGUCUCAGAGGAAAUCCCAGGAGGUGUCAUGCAGGGGGCGGAGUUCAACGCUCACACAGGCAGUAUGAAGGACUUCAGUUUGGAUGUGGGUGUUUGUCCUGAGAUCACCGUGUACACGGGCUGUUGUAUGUUCCCACCUGAGUCUCAACUCUUCUCGCUGUGGAUGGAGAACAGGAUGCCUCUCUUCCGCAUGCUGCUGGAGGUUCACAGAAGGUUAAGUGGUGUUGUGAGGGACAGUAAAGGCAGGCCGGUGUCAGAUGCUGUUGUUGUGGUGAAUGGAUCUGUGAAUGUUCGUACAGACAGUCAGGGUUAUUUCACCACUUUACUGGCUCCAGGAACACAUCAGCUGCAGGUUCAGGCUCACGGAUAUCAACAAGAGCUCCAGCAGGUAAAUAUGUCCUCAGACAGACUCACCAGCCCCAUUGCGAUUGACUUCACUGCAGACAAGCGUCCUCUUGGCCAGGGGGUGUUUGUAAUAGCAUCAGCUUGUUUGAUGAGCGUCUUGUUCUGCGCCGUCUUCAUCUGGCACAUCCGCUCUGCCAAGUUCAGCCGUAUACAUGACAGCAUCCGCUGGUGUCGCAGUGACAGAGAAAGUCUCCGCAUGGAGGCCAUGGCUUCCGAGAAGUCACCCUUGCGGCAAGAGUUUCUGGAGGACAGCGAGAGUGAGGAUGACCCUUUCUUUGUGGAGAGACGCUGAGCGCGCCACAGAUUAGACUGUUGAAAAAGAAGUCUUUCUGCGCAGUUGUGCUUUUCAGAAGAUAAAAUGACCCGAGUAACAAGAAUUCUUGGCUACUCCAGUUUGUAUGUUUGCCGUUUCAUUUGGAAA
Messenger RNA from Triplophysa rosa, 4135 nucleotides. RefSeq names its product carboxypeptidase D, b (gene cpdb). Gene Ontology annotation, biological process: proteolysis. NCBI's taxonomy places the organism in Eukaryota, Metazoa, Chordata, Actinopteri, Cypriniformes, Nemacheilidae. Gene Ontology annotation, molecular function: metallocarboxypeptidase activity; zinc ion binding. The record is from RefSeq and is a predicted model, not a curated record. The transcript has 21 exons.